AAAAAGGAAGGGGCUGUUCCCAGUUGCCAUGGUGACAAGGUAAGAGCGUUCCCUCGGUACCGCCGUAAAUUUACGAGACGGUUUCGUCUCCUCGCUGCUAUGGCAACUUGGAGGGACUGUUCUGGUCGCCCCCCGCCUCCCGCCGCCGUUGCUACGACAAGGUGGAGGUAGGGGCUGUCCUUCCCUCGCCGCCCAGUUGCCUUGGAGACGGCGGGCGCCCUGGCCCCGCCCCUCUCGGACUGACAGCAGAGGCCGCAUCGCGCCUGCGCAGUGCUCUCUUCCCCCGCAGUCUCUGUGCGUUGAAGCCGGAGACCGCGACGGCCUCUGCUAGGACCCUCCGCCCCGGAGCCGCCGGCCGGAGCCGCAGCGUCCGCCGCAGCGCCCCCGCCGCCCGUCCCCUCCCCCGCCGCCUCCGCCGGAGCAGCCUCGCGCACUCUGGGUUAUGGCCGUCAAUGUGUACUCCACAUCUGUGACCAGUGAGAAUCUGAGUCGCCAUGAUAUGCUUGCCUGGGUCAACGACUCCCUGCACCUCAACUACACCAAGAUAGAACAGCUCUGUUCAGGCGCAGCCUACUGCCAGUUCAUGGACAUGCUCUUCCCUGGCUGUGUGCACUUGAGGAAGGUGAAGUUCCAGGCCAAGCUAGAGCAUGAGUACAUCCACAACUUCAAGGUGCUGCAAGCAGCUUUCAAGAAGAUGGGUGUGGACAAAAUAAUUCCUGUAGAGAAAUUAGUGAAAGGAAAAUUCCAAGAUAAUUUUGAGUUUAUUCAGUGGUUUAAGAAAUUCUUUGACGCAAACUAUGAUGGAAAGGAUUACAACCCUCUGCUGGCACGGCAGGGCCAGGACGUAGCGCCUCCUCCUAACCCAGGUGAUCAGAUCUUCAACAAAUCCAAGAAACUCAUUGGCACAGCAGUUCCACAGAGGACGUCCCCCACAGGCCCUAAAAACAUGCAGACAUCAGGCCGACUGAGCAACGUGGCUCCACCCUGUAUCCUCCGGAAGAAUCCCCCGUCAGCCCGAAAUGGUGGCCAUGAGGCUGAUGCCCAAAUUCUUGAACUCAACCAGCAGCUCCUGGACUUGAAGCUGACAGUGGAUGGGCUGGAGAAGGAGCGCGACUUCUACUUCAGCAAACUUCGUGACAUUGAGCUCAUCUGCCAGGAACACGAAAGCGAGAACAGCCCUGUUAUCUCAGGCAUCAUUGGCAUUCUCUACGCCACUGAGGAAGGAUUUGCACCCCCUGAGGACGAUGAGAUUGAGGAACACCAACAAGAAGACCAGGACGAGUACUGAGGGCAGCUCCAGCCCCGGCUGACCGCACGACUCCCCGUGCCUCCCCGCCCGCUCCCACCCACAUUAUACUCCUUUCCUUACAGCCAGUCGGCCGGCCGGGUGCUUUGUGUCGGCCACAGCAUGGGGAAGCUAGGCCAGCAGGGCUCGGGCGUGGGGCAGGUGAGCCGGCGAGGCCCUGUCCUCCUGUGGCGCGCCCAGCGGGCGGGCCCCUGCCCACUCCCCACCCCUAUUUAUUUCCGUUGUCUCUAUGCUGUGUCGGCCAACGCUUCCCAGGGUGCUGCCGCCGCCACCCAGCCAGCCACCAGUCCCCCGACAGCCAGCAGCUGUAUAUUUGACAAAGUCAUUGGUAUAUUUUUACUUACUGGGUUUUCCUUGCACUUUACCUGUUCUUUCCCAGGACUGACAGCACGGGCUUCGGGGCAGUGUGCCUGGCUGGGCCUCCCUGUCCUGCUGCGGGGGGGCCGCGGCAGGACUCAACGAUUAUUUAUUUUGUCUUUGGACUUCCCAGUAGUUGAGGAGAAAACGGAUGGCAGGAGAGGGCUAGGGGGACUGAGGAGGGGGUGCCUCAGGCCCCGGUGGUCAGGGAGAGGGAGGGGAGCAUGCAAGGAAUGAGAAUGCCUUUCUGGCACCAGGCUCGCCCACCCUCAGCCCCUGCCCCAGCACGCAGCCCAGCACUGCCCCGAGGCCCCCAGCCCCUCCCUCCUGCAGCUUAGUUCAUACCACACAGACGUCGCCUGGACCCUCCUGUGCGUCUGCCUCCCAUCGCCCGCCUCCCCCGCCCCGCCCUUGGGCCACCCAGCCUGCACAUGCGUUCUCUUUUAUUUAAAUAAACUUGUGUGGUAAAAGUCCAUACCAUGUGUCCCUCA
Molecule: messenger RNA, 2154 nt
Organism: Condylura cristata (star-nosed mole)
Lineage: Eukaryota; Metazoa; Chordata; Mammalia; Eulipotyphla; Talpidae
Gene: MAPRE3
Product: microtubule-associated protein, RP/EB family, member 3
Exons: 7
Coding region: 443-1288 (281 amino acids)
Biological process (GO): regulation of microtubule polymerization or depolymerization; spindle assembly; protein localization to microtubule plus-end
Cellular component (GO): spindle midzone; microtubule organizing center; microtubule plus-end
Molecular function (GO): microtubule plus-end binding
Source: RefSeq, a predicted model, not a curated record